AUGCCAAAGCUUCCGAAGCCCGGCCCUUCCGAGCAGACCAACCUCUCCUUCGCUCACACCGCUCGCCCUCCGCCUGCGGCCGCCGCCCUCCCGGCUCGCGCACCCUCUCCCUCUCCCCCUCCUGGGCCGGCCGUCCUCCCCGGUGCCGAUGAUGACGACGAGGAAGAGGAGGAGGCUGGCCCAGCUGCUGCCCUGGCCGGAAGACCACCCUCCCGCAUGCUGCAAGAACUCCGUGUGGUGACGCGCGCAAUGGCGUCACAGACAUGGAGACAGCUGCGGGACGGGUAUCAGUCUCGGUCAGGAGCAGUGGUUGGGCCAGCUGUGAGGAAUGAGAAGGGCUGUCUUGUGGCAGCAAAGACUGCCAAUCGCAGCGUGAGUGGAUUUCUCCCAAACUGCAUGGACAACGAUGAGCUGACUGCAACAGGACAACGAUUAUGUGCAGAUAACCCCCGUCGGCUUCCCGGCUUCGUCGAGAACCGGUCCCAAACCCUUCCACAAAGUGGACAUCGCCUGGCCGUCGUUGCCCACAAGACAGAUGCUGAGGUGCAACUUCUCCUCAGCGACGACGGCCAGUACGCCAGCCACCGCUGCCACGGACCCUUGUGCAUCGAGCCGGCACACAUUUGCGUCGAGUCCAAGCGAGACAAUGAAGACCGCAAGAUGUGCAAGGGGCGCCUGUUGGUGCGGACAAUCAUGGCUGGCGUGGAAUACGAUCUGCAUCCACGCCCAUGUCCACACAAUCCUCCCUGCAUCGAAGAUGUAGAGGAGCGUGUGGCGGUUGCACGCGUGUAG
Messenger RNA from Cladophialophora yegresii CBS 114405, 792 nucleotides. RefSeq lists its product as uncharacterized. The transcript has a single exon. The record is from RefSeq and is a predicted model, not a curated record. Bases 1 to 792 code for a protein of 263 amino acids. Gene Ontology annotation, molecular function: endonuclease activity. NCBI's taxonomy places the organism in Eukaryota, Fungi, Ascomycota, Eurotiomycetes, Chaetothyriales, Herpotrichiellaceae.